AUGAAGGUCGGGCUUGCCGGAUGGUGGCAAACGCAGUCGACGCCUGCGAUCCCCCGCGCGACGCUGAACGCUGCGGCGGACCUCGGCGGGAAGACGGUGCUGGUGCUCGGCGCGAAUGCGGGGCUCGGGCUCGAGGCGGCGGCGAACUUCGCGCGGCUGGUGCCGGCCCCCGGGCGGAUCAUACUGGCCUGUCGGAGCGCGGAGCGGGGCGAGAAGGCGCUUGCGCAUGUCAAGACGACGACGGGGUAUGAGGGAAAGCUGGAGGUGUGGCAGGUCGACCUGUGCGAGCUCGCGUCGGUCGUGCGCUUUGCGGACCGCUUCGAUGCGGACGGCGGGCGGCUAGACGUGCUUGUCGCGAAUGCGGCGAUCAUGCCGCAGGUAUACCACGCUACGAAAGACGGCUUCGAGGAGAGUCUGCAGGUCGCGGCCAUCGCAACGCCACACGUGAUCCUGCGGCUGCUCCCUGCGAUGCUCCGCACGGCGGCGGAGCACAAGACACUCCCCCGUAUUGUUGUUGUCUCGAGCGACGGACAUUACUGGGCGCAGAUCGACGAGCGCGUGUGGGACGCCCCCGGGCCGGACGCCGGCAUCCUCCGCACACUCGGCAGCGCGGCGUACUGCGCACAGAAGGGCGCGAUCUUCGCGCGGUACAGCAUCACCAAGCUGCUCAACGUGUUCUUCAUGCGCGCGCUCGCGGCCCGCCUCCCGGCCGACCCCGGCUCCGGGCCGGUGCCGCGCGUCGUCGUGAACGCGGUGCACCCGGGGAUGUGCAUCACGGACAUCUUCGCCAAGUUUCCGCUCCCGGUGCGCGCGCUGAUCCGCGGCGCGCAGCGCCUCGUCGCGUACACCGCGGACGAGGGCGCGCGCUUCCUCGUCUGGGCCGCCGUCGGCGACGCGGCCGCGCUCCGCGGGCAGUACAUCGGCGGCGGCCGCCCGCAGGAGUCGAGCGACUUUGUGCUCAGCGAGCGCGGGCAGCGCGCGCAGGAGAGCCUGUGGGCCGAGGUGCUUGACAUUCUGGGGGAUGUGGACCCGAAGGUGCUGAGUAUUGUGCGAGAGUACCUGGAGGAGCCGAAGCAGCACGCAUAG
Molecule: messenger RNA, 1086 nt
Organism: Mycena indigotica
Lineage: Eukaryota; Fungi; Basidiomycota; Agaricomycetes; Agaricales; Mycenaceae
Product: Retinol dehydrogenase 12
Exons: 4
Coding region: 1-1086 (361 amino acids)
Source: RefSeq, a predicted model, not a curated record